Molecule: messenger RNA, 771 nt
Organism: Thermothielavioides terrestris NRRL 8126
Lineage: Eukaryota; Fungi; Ascomycota; Sordariomycetes; Sordariales; Chaetomiaceae
Exons: 2
Coding region: 1-771 (256 amino acids)
Source: RefSeq, a predicted model, not a curated record
AUGCUCGCGGUUCUUUUUCUCCCGUCGAUUCUCCUGGUUCACGCACGCCCCAAUGGCCUAGGCCUGCCACGCGACCAUGGAAGGCGUUCCUACGCUACGCGCAAGAUCGCCAACGUCACGGUCGUCGACACUCCGAUCGUUCGUGCGGCCCUGACCCUGGCAGAGCAGCACGCCCAGGGCUUUACGUACAACCACAUCAUGCGUUCGUGGCUGUUCGGCGCCCUCGUUGUGGAGCACAACGCAACUCUCCGCGCUGCCGUCGACCUCGAGGUGCAUGCUGUAGCCACGAUCCUUCACGAUCUGGGCUGGGACCGCUUGCCUAGCUCGCCGUUCGUCAGUGCCGAUCGACGCUUCGAAGUGGACGGAGCCAUUGCUGCGCGCGACUUCAUCCGGAACCACGACGACGGCAAGAAGUGGGACGAUCAUCGGGUGCAGCGGGUUUGGGACGCUAUUGCCCUGCAUUCCCAGCAGAGCAUCGCUUUCUUUAAGGAGCCAGAUGUACAGGUCGUGGCCAAGGGCGUUCUUGUCGAUUUCGAGGGGCCCGAGUUCGGUGUAACCAAGGAUGAGUUCGUCGCUGUGACGCGCGAGUUCCCAAGGGACAACCUCGGGCCAGGGGUCAAUGAGACCUUCAUUUGGCUCUGCAGGACUAAGCCUGCCACCACUUACGACACUUAUAUGCAGCCGUGGGGAGAGCGAUAUGUGUCAAACUACACGGCGCAGGGGCACCGGGUAAUUGAUACGGUCGAUGGCUUGUCUUCAGGCGCAGCAUGA